AUGAAAGAGAAAGGAAGGUGUGAAGCCAACAAUACGGAGCAAGAAGUUCUGCCACAACCAACACCGACACAAAAUGAGUCGCAGGAAAACUCGACUUCGGAACCCUCGGAUUUUCACCAUGUCGUGAUCGUUGCUGCUGGCUUUAUCACCAUGUUCAUGACCUGCGGUAUCGUCUUCUCGUUCGGAGUAUACCAGGCAAUCUAUGAGGAGAUGGCCAAAGAGUCCGGCACCCCGUUCACAGGGACGUCCUCCUCGAUCAUCAGUCUUAUUGGUACACUAUCCAUCGCGCUAAUGUCAAUGGGUGGGCCAUUCGUUAGUGCCUGGGCCAAGCUCUACGGCCCACAACCGAUCAUCAUGUCGGGGGGCGUCGUGUUUGGCCUCGGAUGUAUCCUUGCCAGUCUUAGCGAGUAUAUCUGGGAGUUCGAGCUCACGCACGGCGUCCUCGUUGGUAUCGGCACAUGUAUGGCCUACGUGCCAACCAUGUCCGUCUGCCCAACAUGGUUUAACAAGCGCCGUGGUCUGGCCAUGGGAAUUGUGAUUUCCGGUUCCGCCUGCGGUGGUAUGGUUUGGCCACCUGUGCUGCGGGCGAUCACCACGCAAAUCGGAUUUCGAAAUGCGCUACGCAUCUCUGGGUGCUUGAAUAUUCUCUUUGUGCCUAUCUCCGGAUAUGCAUUGAGAUGGGAACCAAAGUUUCAAGCGAAGCUUCAUGAACAGAAUGCUGGGAUUUCGAGGAAAACUGGCUGGGCCAAGGUUCCGCUUGUCAAUUGGGAAGUUGCCAAGUCGAAGAAGUUCGUCGCGCAGGCAUUGGGUUGUUUCUUGCAGUCCGCUGGGUACUCGACACCUCUAUUUUUCUUUGCGGCUUUUGCACGGUCUCUCGGAUAUAGCAAUGCUAUGGCGGAUAACUUUAUCACGAUUAGCAAUGCGGCGAACUUUAUUUCACGUAUUGUGAUUGGAUAUUCGGCCGACAAGCUUGGCCGGCUUAAUGUCUUGUAUGCCACCACUGUGAUGAGUGCCAUUGCUGUAUUCGCGCUAUGGCUCCCUGCUACGUUUGCCGGCACCACUAUCUCCGUCACAGCAGGAGAGGUCUUGUUCAUUUUCUUCGUCAUUUUCUACGGCGCCUUCGGUAGCGCCUACAUCUCGUUGUUCCCGGCCAGUUUAAUCGAGCUGUUCGGUGUGCAGCACUUUACUUCGGUGAACGGUGCGCUGUACCUCAUCCGAGGCAUGGGAGCCUUGUUAGGUACACCGUUAACAGGAUUACUGCUUCCAGGGCAGUCGGCACUAUCGGCCGUCUCUGUAUAUUGGAGAGCUACCAUGACUGCCGGUAUACUGCUCUUUGCGGCAAGCAUGGCUACGCUGUGGGUUCGCAUAGAAGCAUCUACCGGAAAGGGACGGGCAUGGAAAGUAUGA
Messenger RNA from Penicillium longicatenatum, 1407 nucleotides. RefSeq lists its product as uncharacterized. Bases 1 to 1407 code for a protein of 468 amino acids. The transcript has 2 exons. Gene Ontology annotation, cellular component: fungal-type vacuole membrane. Lineage: Eukaryota; Fungi; Ascomycota; Eurotiomycetes; Eurotiales; Aspergillaceae. Gene Ontology annotation, biological process: transmembrane transport. Gene Ontology annotation, molecular function: transmembrane transporter activity. The record is from RefSeq and is a predicted model, not a curated record.